Messenger RNA from Cladophialophora psammophila CBS 110553, 231 nucleotides. RefSeq lists its product as uncharacterized. Bases 1 to 231 code for a protein of 76 amino acids. The transcript has a single exon. NCBI's taxonomy places the organism in Eukaryota, Fungi, Ascomycota, Eurotiomycetes, Chaetothyriales, Herpotrichiellaceae. The record is from RefSeq and is a predicted model, not a curated record.
AUGCCUUCCAAAUUCACGGAAAUCCUUGAUCCCCAAUAUCACACAACAUCUCCUCAGGACGAUGUCCGCUUGGAGGAUAUUAUAGGUGCUGCCGACAUGUCAAGUCGAGGUCGGACUCCUUCCGAGGCCAGUUCAACAAGUCCCAGUUCGUCAUGUGCUGAAGGCGACCAAAUCGACGAGAAGCCUAGGAGAAAGAGGCUGUCACGGUUGCUGUCAGGCGGCAAGCGAUGA